Chanos chanos (milkfish) is the source of this 1434-nucleotide messenger RNA. It is a transcript of the gene ttc1, whose product is annotated as tetratricopeptide repeat domain 1. The coding region runs from base 51 to 1124 and encodes 357 amino acids. Gene Ontology annotation, molecular function: protein binding. The record is from RefSeq and is a predicted model, not a curated record. NCBI's taxonomy places the organism in Eukaryota, Metazoa, Chordata, Actinopteri, Gonorynchiformes, Chanidae. The transcript is spliced from 8 exons.
GGAAGAACACUGCAUGAUUCUAGAAGGAGCAUUUCCAGGUGGAAUCCGUGAUGGACAGGGAGUCUGACACAGCCUUGGCCACCAUGGCUGGGUCUAUGAGGAUCUCUGACACCAGCGGUCAUCCGCACAGCACAAACCAGGAGGAGGACUGUUUCUAUGACUGCGAGGAGUCGUUCCAUGAAGACGACACAUCACAGGACAAACGGACUGAGAGUGUUAAUGUAGACCAGGAGGUGGAGGAGGGAAUGAACAAAGACUUAGAAACAGCGAGACUGAAAACAGCAGAUGAGCAAAUGGACAAACCAGAUACAAAUGAUGUCUCAAAAGAGCAUUCUCAGUCAUGUGAAGAGAAAACUACUGACAGGAAAGAUGACACACUGGGUGAACACGGCAGACUUGGGGAUGGACAGAGUGCAGAAGACCAGAAAUGGGAGGAAGAGUUUAUUGAGGAAGAUGAGAAUAAGAUGGACUCUGACUCAGAGUUGAAGGAGGAGGUGGUGACGGAGGCAGCUGAAUUUGAUGAUGAGUACCUACAGGAGCUAGAGAAAGAUCUCACAGAAGAGGAGAAGGAGAGCAGGAAAGCAGAGAGCAUGGCACUAAAGGAGACAGGGAAUGGCCAGUUCAAACGAGGAGAGCAUGCUGAGGCAGAGGAGUCUUACACUGCCGCCCUGAGGAUCUGUCCUGUGUGCUAUAAGAAAGAGAGGUCUAUCCUCUUCUCCAACCGGGCAGCAGCACGCUUACACCAGGAUAAGAAGGAAACAGCCAUCAGUGACUGCUCUAAAGCCAUUGAACUGAAUCCAAACUACGUGCGUGCCAUCCUACGGCGGGCUGAGCUUUAUGAAAAAACAGAGAAGUUGGAUGAAGCACUGGAGGACUAUAAAACUGUGCUGGAGAAAGAUCCAAGUAUUUCAUUAGCAAGGGAGGCAUGUGUGAGACUGCCGCCGCAGAUCGAGGAACGAAACGAGAAGUUGAAAGAAGAGAUGAUGAGUAAACUGAAAGAUUUGGGGAACAUGAUCCUACGACCUUUUGGCCUCUCCACCGCAAACUUCCAGGUCAACCAGGACACCGACACAGGCUCCUACUCCAUUAACUUUGUUCAGAAUCCCAACAACAACAACAGAUAGCAGCCUCAGAGUUCUGUCCAUGCAAGACACUAAAGCACUCAUCCUUCUACAGACUGUCAUCUGCCACACAUCAAAGCGAGUCACAUACAGCACAGUAAAGACUCAUACUAAAAUGCAAAUGUCUGCAAAUAACGCGGUCAGGCUAGUCUACCCACGUGGAUGUUAAACUGACUGUCAGAAUAGUCAUACCCACCCAAGGAAUGUUUUCACGUGUUUGCUCAUUAAACCAUCAUGUUUUGUUUCCUAAAUGCUUGUUGUUUUGUUAAAAGACAUGCUACAUAAAACGAUAUAUUAAAAACUGUAUCAUGAA